Messenger RNA from Coprinopsis cinerea okayama7#130, 2415 nucleotides. RefSeq names its product cellulose-binding beta-glucosidase. The transcript is spliced from 25 exons. Gene Ontology annotation, cellular component: extracellular region. NCBI's taxonomy places the organism in Eukaryota, Fungi, Basidiomycota, Agaricomycetes, Agaricales, Psathyrellaceae. Gene Ontology annotation, molecular function: beta-glucosidase activity; cellulose binding. The record is from RefSeq and is a predicted model, not a curated record. Bases 1 to 2415 code for a protein of 804 amino acids. Gene Ontology annotation, biological process: glucan catabolic process.
AUGUCGUCAAUUCAGCGCUUGCUGAGUGUAGUCCUUCUAUCGAUCACUCUGGCUUCGGCCCAGUCGCCUCUGUACGGGCAGUGUGGUGGUCAAGGAUGGAACGGCGCUACCACCUGUGUUUCGGGCGCAACCUGCACCAAGAUCAAUGACUGGUAUCACCAGUGCCUCCCUGGCUCCGCCCCACCUGUCACCAGCAACCCGCCCCCAGUUACAACCCAACCACCGACUACCACUGGUGCACCAGCUAACCCUAAUCCUUCGUCUCCCCCUUCUUCUGGUCCCAUUCCCAACAUGUCUCCCGAAUGGCAGGAAGCCUACGCCAAGGCUCGAGCUGCUGUCCCCAAGCUUUCAUUGACUGAGAAGGUCAACUUGGCCACCGGUGUUCAGUGGGAGCGAGGCCCUUGUGUUGGAAAUACCCCGGCCAUUAACUCCAUCAACUUCCCUGGCCUCUGUCUGCAGGAUGGUCCCUUGGGUGUCCGUUUCGCCGACCUUGUUUCCGUGUUCCCUGCGGCAAUCAACGCAGCUGGUACUUUCAACCGAACUUUGAUCAGGAAGCGCGCCGAGCAAUUGGGUUCUGAGAUGCGAGGCAAGGGUAUUCACGUUGCAUUGGCUCCCGCAAUGAACGUCCAGCGUGUUCCUGCUGGUGGAAGAAACUGGGAAGCUUUCGGAGCUGACCCCUACCUCAAUGGAGAGGCCGCAUACGAGACCAUCAUUGGUAUCCAAUCGCAGGGAGUACAAGCUGCUGCGAAACAUUUCCUCAACAACGAGCAGGAACACUUCCGAGAGUCCAGUUCCUCUGUCGUUGAUGACCGCAACACGAAAUCUACGCCUAUCCCCGUCCAAGCGAACGUUGCUGCUGUCAUGUGCAGUUACAUUAACGGAACCUGGGCCUGUGAGAACGACAAGGUAUUGAACGGCCUCUUGAAGGGAGAAUUUGGUUUCCCCGGCUAUGUCAUGUCUGGUAUGUAUUUUUCUCGAUUACAUCUCAAUGGGGGACUUAACAUGUUCCGCGACGAAAAGACUGGUGGGCAACGCACUCCACAACCUCGGUCAACUUCGGUCUCGAUCUACAAGUCCGGUACCACUUAUUUCGGCCCCAACCUUGUCCGAGCUGUCGAAAACAAUCAAGUGCCGAUGUCCCGUAUCGAUGACAUGGCCACUCGUAUUCUGGCUGGAUGGUACCUCCUGAAACAAGACCAGGGCUAUCCCGCAGUCAAUUUCAACUCCUGGAACGUCAACGCCCCUCCCGCACAGCACGUCAACGUGCAAAAGGACCACAAGGACAACAUCCGCCUCAUUGGCGCUGCCUCGACCGUGUUGCUCAAGAACACCAAGAACGUGCUCCCUCUCAAGAACCCCAGAACCAUUGCCAUCAUUGGAAGCCAUGCCGGGCCCAACUCGAGAGGAAUCAACGGUUGCGUUGACCGUGGAUGCAAUGACGGUGUUUUGGCUCAAGGAUGGGGAAGUGGUACCGCUGAAUACCCCUACCUGAUCAACCCUCUGGAUGCUAUCACCGCUCGUGCAAGGACCUACGGCGCUACCGUUUCUUCUUCCCUCAGUGACACCGACUUGAACCGCGCUCAAUCAACUGCGUCUGGCAAAGAUGUGGCGAUUGUUUUCAUCACCUCUGACAGCGGCGAGGGUUACAUCACUGUCGAGGGCCACGCUGGUGACCGAAACGACCUUAAGGCAUGGCACAAUGGUGAUGCUCUCGUCCAACGUGUGGCCGCCGCUAACACGAACACCAUCGUUGUCGUGAACACCGUUGGCCCCGUUGAUAUGGAGGCUUGGAUUGAGAACCCCAACGGUCUGGGCCGGUCUCCCUGGACAGGAAGCUGUGGUCGUCUACCGUACACAAUUGGCAAGAGAAUUGCGGACUAUGGUCCUCAAGUUCUUUACAACUCUCCAGUCCAAAUCCCCACUAUCACCUACUCCGAAGGCUUGUUCAUCGACUAUCGCCACUUCGAUAAAAACAAUAUCGAGCCACGCUACGAGUUCGGUUACGGAUUGUCCUAUACCACCUUCUCCUACUCCGACCUGCGAGUCACUGGUACCGCUGGUGGAGUCACAUUCCCCUCCGGACCCGGUUCCUCCCUCGACAAACAGCUCCACGAGAAGGUCGUCACUGUCACUUUCACAAUCUCCAACACCGGUUCCGUUGCUGGUCAUGAGAUCCCUCAACUGUAUAUCGGAUUGCCCGCCAAUACCAACUCUCCUCCCAAGUCGUUGAAGGGCUUCGACUCCGUCUUCCUCCAGCCUAAUCAGUCUAAGCAAGUCACAAUGGAACUGUCCAGGUUCGAUUUGGCUAUCUGGGACACUACUGGUCAGAGAUGGCGCGUCCCAAGCGGUACCACGAGCAUUCUUGUUGGUGCUAGUAGCCGUGACAUUCGCCUCCGCGGCUCUGUUGAAAACUAA